AUGCUAUCACAGCCCAAGACCAAGGAUUCCUUUAACGACUUCACUCCAAAUGAUGUCAUUAUUCCCCAGAGAAAGAAAUGUGGCUCUGACUACCAAAAAGAGCAUAAUCUGAAGAAUGGUCUUCAAAAGGAGGCCACAGUUCUUGGAACUAUCCAGAUCCUGUCUUGCCUGAUAAUUUCAAGCUUGGGGGCAAUAUUGGUUUCUGCUUCCUACUCUUCCCACUUCAACCCAGAAGUCUCUACCAUUCUGAUAUCUGGAUACUCAUUCGUAGGAUCUCUGUGUUUUGCCAUUACGGGAUCCCUCUCAAUUACCUCUGGGAAAAAAUCAACUAAGCCCUUUGCCAUGAGCAGCCUGACUUCCAAUGCUGUGAGUGCUGUGGCCUCUGGAGCAGGCCUCAUCCUUCUCGCUGACAGCUUGAUAGCCCUGGGGACUGCCUCUCAGCAGUGUGACUCAGAAAAGACACAUCUAUCAUCACUGCCUUACUCAGACUACUAUUAUUCAAUAUAUGAAACCACGGACUGCCCCCAGGCCAGUGCCAGUCUAACAGGUGUGCUGGUGGUAAUGCUCGUCUUCACUGCGCUGGAACUCUUACUAACUGUAUAUGCAUCUACGCUUUGGUGGAAACAAGUCUAUUCCAACAACCCUGGGACCACAUUUUUCCUUCCUCGGUCACAAGAGCAAAUACAACGUGGCAAAAAGAGUCCUUCAAGAUCAUGGAUAUGA
Molecule: messenger RNA, 723 nt
Organism: Orycteropus afer afer
Lineage: Eukaryota; Metazoa; Chordata; Mammalia; Tubulidentata; Orycteropodidae
Gene: MS4A7
Product: membrane spanning 4-domains A7
Exons: 6
Coding region: 1-723 (240 amino acids)
Biological process (GO): cell surface receptor signaling pathway
Cellular component (GO): plasma membrane; trans-Golgi network
Source: RefSeq, a predicted model, not a curated record